AUUAAAUUCAUAAUUCUCAUAUGGUCGAAGGCCGAGUCUUAGGAAGAACCAGGGAGAGAGGUGUCGGCGAGCCGCCGGUAUAUAAACCAACCGUCACUGGUACAGUGCAUCAUACAACCACGAGACCUCCGUGAGACAACAUGAAAGCGUUCUUGGUAUUGGCUGCCGUAGCGGCGCUCGGCUCGGCGAGACCCGAGGCGGGAUACAGUUACAAUGCGCCCAGUGGAGGUGGCGGCAUAGGCGGAGGACUCGGAGGAAUCGGCGGCGGCGUUAGCGGAGGCCACGGUGGCUUCUCUUCUGGAGGCGGCUUCUCCUCCGGUGGCCUGAGCUCGAGCAGCUUCGGAGUCGGCGGUGGUUCCAUCGGCGGCGGAUUCUCGUCUGGAGGCGGUUUCUCGUCCGGUGGCGGAUUCUCCUCUGGUGGUGGCUUCUCUGCCGGCGGCGGCGGCGGCUUCGGAGGCGGCUUCGGCGGCGGCUUCGGUGGCGCCCCCAUCGUCCAGAAACACAUCUACGUCCACGUCCCACCCCCAGAACCUGAAGAACAGCGCCCACAAGUGAUCGGAGGUGGCGGCGUGCCCCAGAAGCACUACAAGAUCAUCUUCAUCAAGGCGCCCGCUCCUCCCGCGCCCGUUGCGCCCAUCAUCCCCGCUCAGGCCCAAAACGAGGAGAAGACCCUCGUCUACGUGUUGGUCAAGAAACCCGACGAACAGCCCGACAUCACCAUCCCUACCGCUGCUCCCACUCAGCCAUCCAAGCCCGAGGUAUACUUCAUCAAAUACAAGACCCAGAAGGAAUCUGGUGGCGCUAUCGGCGGUGGAAUCUCUGGCGGCUCUAUUGGCGGUGGCAUCUCUGGUGGAUCUAUCGGCGGUGGUAUCGGCGGUGGUAUCUCGGGUGGUAGCAUCGGCGGUGGACACGGAGGCAGCAUCGGUGGUGGCCACGGAGGCUCAUCCAGUGGAGUCAGCACAUCCUACGGCCCCCCCGGCCAGUCUGGCCCAUAUUAAACAGCGCACGAAGCGCGCAAACUUGUGAUAACUGCUCAGCCGGCGAAAUCUAGUGUUAAGUAGAGAAAAAAUUACGGUGCCUAAAUGUAUUUAUGUAAAUAGUAAUUUUAAUUUUUAAUUAUAGUUGUAUGAUAAAGUUCUUUUGCAUAAAAAACGAUAAACCAACGAA
This is a messenger RNA of Galleria mellonella (greater wax moth), 1167 nucleotides long. RefSeq names its product loricrin (gene TwdlT). The coding region runs from base 141 to 998 and encodes 285 amino acids. The record is from RefSeq and is a predicted model, not a curated record. The transcript has 2 exons. NCBI's taxonomy places the organism in Eukaryota, Metazoa, Arthropoda, Insecta, Lepidoptera, Pyralidae.